Molecule: messenger RNA, 870 nt
Organism: Chrysochloris asiatica (Cape golden mole)
Lineage: Eukaryota; Metazoa; Chordata; Mammalia; Afrosoricida; Chrysochloridae
Gene: SNX11
Product: sorting nexin 11
Exons: 6
Coding region: 115-870 (251 amino acids)
Biological process (GO): intracellular protein transport
Molecular function (GO): phosphatidylinositol binding
Source: RefSeq, a predicted model, not a curated record
AUGUUUUCUUCCAAUGGGCUUUUGGUGUAGGAUGUUGGAGAACCAAGAGCAGGAGGUAAGAGUGUUGUCUCCAGGGAACAGGAGGUGAUCACUGUGCGUGUUCAGGACCCCCGCAUGCAAAAUGAGGGCUCGUGGAAUUCUUAUGUGGAUUAUAAGAUAUUUCUCCAUACCAACAGCAAGGCCUUUACUGCUAAGACGUCCUGUGUGCGGCGCCGCUACCGAGAGUUUGUGUGGUUGAGAAAACAGCUACAGAGGAACGCGGGUUUAGUGCCUGUCCCUGAACUUCCUGGGAAGUCACCCUUCUUUGGUAGCUCCGAUGAGUUCAUUGAGAAGCGACGACAAGGUCUGCAGCUCUUCCUUGAAAAGGUCUUGCAGAGUGUGGUCCUCCUGUCAGACAGCCAGUUGCACCUCUUUCUGCAAAGCCAGCUCUCAGUGCCUGAGAUAGAAGCCUGUGUGCAGGGCCGGAGCCCCCUGACUGUUUCUGAUGCCAUUCUUCACUACGCUAUGUCUAACUGUGGCUGGGCCCAGGAAGAGAGGCAGGGCUCUUCUCCCCUGGCGAAAGGAGACCAGCCCAAGAGUUGCUGCUUUCUUCCCAGAGCUGGUAGGAGGAACUCGCCAUCACCACCACCCAGCGAAGAGAAGGACUGUUUAGAAGUGUGGGCUCCUGUUGUUGACUCUGAGGCCCCUUCCUUAGAGAGUCUCACUCCCCCAGCGCCCUCCUCACUGGCACACUGUGAUUUUGCAAGACCUGAUGAGGAAGACUCUGCUACUCAGCCUAUGAGGAGGGUCGUGGGAGGGGACCAGUCAGCCCCCUUGUCUCACAUUGUGCCUUUGGACCCUGGUCAGUUAGAAACAGCCUGGGAAAAGUGA